Molecule: messenger RNA, 2320 nt
Organism: Cottoperca gobio
Lineage: Eukaryota; Metazoa; Chordata; Actinopteri; Perciformes; Bovichtidae
Gene: fjx1
Product: four-jointed box kinase 1
Exons: 1
Coding region: 355-1638 (427 amino acids)
Biological process (GO): cell-cell signaling
Source: RefSeq, a predicted model, not a curated record
GAGAAAGGGAAGAAGAGAGACGGAGAGGUGCACACGGACCGAAAGCACCUACAACGCCACUGGGUUUAUAAUGCAGAGCGUUCAAUAAAGGAUAUCCGCUGUGGUGAGCCGAAAUGUUCUGUUUCCCCGCAGAGGAGGGAUGUGACAAGGCAUCUGAACAGGACGGGAGAUGAGAUUCACACUGUUUCGGAGACUCUCUUCUUCCGGUGAUCUCAAACAGUCCGCCUGUGAGCCGCGGGGCUUGGUGGGGUGUACGGGACACCGGGCGCACGGCUCACAGCUCAACUGUGGAUUAGAGAAAAAUCGUUAUUUCUGUCUUAUUUAAACCUGCCGUGGGGGAGGGUGGUCUUCACCAUGAGGGCUGUUUCAGCAAACUUGUUCGCUCUUCUUUUCCUGUGCGCCCUUGCAAGUGUUUUCUACGUCUGGAGCGCGCUGGAGAAUCGUUUGGAGCGUCACAAACGCGGGUUCUCGGUACCGGGCGGAGGGUCUUUUCAUCAAGGUCUCCCAGCGGACCUCUCCGCCAAAACUUUCCGGGCAUUGCUCGCUGUCCCAGCGGCACAACGACCGCACUUGGGGGGCAGACUCGAGGCUCGCAACCUCACUGAUCAAACUGCCUCUGCAGGAAACCAAGAUUACCAUGUGAAUGGGGAUAACAAGAGGUCAGCGCUGCGGGAGGGCCCGGUCAAGUUAGGCUCCCCGGUGGAGGAUGGGAUAUUUUGGAGUGAAUGGCUGGAAGAUCUCCUCCCCGUGGGCUUCACGGAAGAAUAUUCUCGGUCUUGGCGAGAGAGUGCCAGGACAUAUCGGAUAGUGAAGCUGGAGCCUGGAUGCGGCAGGAUAUCUAACCAGCUCGCCACUUUUGGAGAUGGGACCAAAGCGUGUGUGCGUUACGGGAUAAACGCGGAUCAGGUGCAAGGGGAAACUUUGACGUAUUACCUUGCCAGUUUGUUAGGCAUCACGAACCUGCCUCCUCUCAUACUGUCCCAGCUGAGCAGUGACAGUGAACAAUGGGCGGCUGUGAGGACAAGAAUAGGUGGUUUACAGUGGAGCGAUCGAGCCGUGGUGUCUCUCACUGAGUGGGUCUCCAACCUGACCGGGGUGGUCACACCUGCGCCGCUCAGACAGGAGAGCAGCGGGCUGCAUCCUGUGCUCGGGGAGCUCCGGAACAAGACCACGGCGGAGCUGCUGGAGCUAAUGCAGUGGACCGACCUGAUCAUAUUCGACUACCUGACUGCAAACUUCGACAGACUCGUCAGCAAUCUGUUCAGCCUGCAGUGGGAUUCGCGCGUAAUGGAGAGGGAAACCAACAACCUCCUCAAAACACCCCGUGGUGACCUUGUGUUCAUAGACAACGAGGCCGGACUCGUGCACGGGUUUCGGGUGUUACACAUGUGGGAGAAAUACCACAAUACAGUAUUGAGCUCAGUGUGUGUAUUCAGAAAAAGGACCAUGCAGCGCGUGGCGGAGCUGCACAGGUGCAGAGACGCAAGGAAAAGGCUGCGGGAGAUCUACAGAGACAGCGAGCCUUUGUCCCUGGAAUUAGGAUUUAUCUCGGACGAGCACGCGGGUGUUCUCCAGGACAGGAUAGACAGAUUAUACAAACACAUUUUGCAUUGCAAAGGGAAGUACAGCCAGCUGUGAACAUUCAGCACGUACAGGUGAUGGAUUUGUUGUCUGCAAGGUAUAAUGAGCUCUGCAAAGGCGCGUGGGACACCUGUAUUAAACUGAUGCGCAUUACACAAAACUGUCUUGAAUAUCCAGUUGAACUACCUCUUGUGAAUAUAAUGUGUGGCCUACUUUAUAAAUAAGUGCAUUUGACACAAUGUUCCAUGGUGUGAAUUCCACUGUAUGCCUCACAGAGAGGAAUGAUUAAGGCCAAUCUAUCCUGUCUUACUUCUCCCCACUGAUGCUCACCCGAAUAGGAUUAAAUGUAAAGAGUAGGCUAUAUUUGUGACUAGGGUAUCAUAACGCAACCCUUCAUGUGUAUUUGGAUUAUUGCCUUGUGUUCAACAAUCCGAAUGACACACUCCGAAGCCUUAACAUAAGUUGACUCUUGAAUACUGUAUUUCUGUUGACACCUGGCUCGCUUUUUAUAGAACAUCGUUUGCACCGUACACUGUCAUAGCAGCACCUGCAGUCCUGUAUUUGUGUUUGGAUUUCAUAUGCAGCCUUAAAGUCACAUCAAACCCAUUGUACAUGAUGUAAGUAUGUUGUAAAUAUUGUCCGCCAACCUGUUUUGGAAAUGUGAUGCUCCACUAAUUUAACAUGCAUUGUAACAUUCCAAAAAUAUCUUGUCCUUUUUUAUAAAGACACUGUAAUUUAA